Molecule: messenger RNA, 405 nt
Organism: Haemonchus placei
Lineage: Eukaryota; Metazoa; Nematoda; Chromadorea; Rhabditida; Trichostrongylidae
Source: the annotation of a GenBank genome assembly
AUGCGAGGUUACCGUACGGAAACCUUGUCCUCAGUCUACGAUCUGCCAGCCGGGGAAGCAAUGGAACCGUUACCUUCACCGCCAGUGUCAGGUGUCUAUCAUGCUGUCAACAGAAAAGCACGAAGCAACCGUCGAAAUGCCAACGAUAUUACCGUAGAUGUUGAAUCGAAACGGAUAUUUAUCUUAUCAUCGGAUGACUCGGAACGACUCGGUCCUAGCCCACUCCGACGGAGCGAUGUAGCCAAUAAGGACCGAUGCGACCAACUUUUCAUCGGUCAAACUGUAUUACUUUGUGUUGCCACCGUAUUACAGAUCUCAUCCAUCAUUGUUAUAUUCAUUCAGCGACGGAUAUAUAGCCGAAAUAUACGUGCUCUACGAUUGAAUAGUGGAACCAAUCGAUACUAG